Messenger RNA from Aspergillus uvarum CBS 121591, 5956 nucleotides. Its product is annotated as amino acid adenylation domain-containing protein. Bases 1 to 5898 code for a protein of 1965 amino acids. Gene Ontology annotation, cellular component: cytoplasm. Gene Ontology annotation, biological process: secondary metabolite biosynthetic process; amino acid activation for nonribosomal peptide biosynthetic process. Gene Ontology annotation, molecular function: catalytic activity; phosphopantetheine binding. The transcript has 4 exons. Lineage: Eukaryota; Fungi; Ascomycota; Eurotiomycetes; Eurotiales; Aspergillaceae. The record is from RefSeq and is a predicted model, not a curated record.
AUGAGGUUCCCUGAUGUUGAGUCGUGUCUCUUCCCAUGCAUCUCCUCUUCUACUAGCUCAUCAGCAACUGUGUUCUGGGAUAAGUUUGAAUGGGAGGUCACAAUUACGGCCGGCUCGGUGCUGCAGAGCCUCAUGCAGUCGUGGGCCAUUGUGCUAGCCAAGUAUACAGAUUCCGGUACACUUCGCUUCGGCGCCUUGUCUGGUUCGACGGACAAACAGGGUUGCGAUGGGAUUUCGGUCGAUGAAUAUGAAGCUUCUAUAAAUCCUGCCGGGUGCUUGUCAGACGCUGUCUCCCUCACUUGUCGGAAGCAAGGUCAAAUCCAUGAGUGGAGGUACAAAGAGCGGAUCAACACAUGCGUGGCAACUAACCUACACCCGGAGUGGUUUAAUGACUGGAAAAGUUCUACCGAUCAUGGCAUUCAACUCUUGCUGGUGGCAGCGCAGCAAGAAUGGCCGUGCAUCUCCUUGUAUGGUAAAGCGGACCUCGUCGACAAAUCUUCAGUUCGAUAUUUGAGCACCGCGUUGCAGCAUAUCCUUCAAUCUACAUUAGAGUAUCCAAACGAGAUACUGCAAAGCCUUACUUUGACUCCCGACAAUCAUUAUCGCCAAAUCUGUGACUGGAACAGACACAUCCUCAAAGAGCCACUUGCUCAAUGCAUCCAUGACAUUAUCCAGGACAAAUGCAUCGAAAAUCUAGAUGCAGAGGCAAUAAAUGCCUGGGACGGUGCGAUGAGUUACGCCUGCUUGGACCAGGAAUCAGCCAAGGUUAUGACUCUGUUGAAUCGACAAGGUGCUGGACCAGAAGCAAUUGUUCCUUUGCUUUUCGAGAAGAGCAAAUGGACUGUUGUGGCCAUGCUCGGAGCUCUUAGGGCCGGAGCCGCCUUUGUUUUGCUGGAACCGGCCCAUCCUCUGGAGCGGCUUCAAAACAUCUGCCAGGAUGUUAGUGCUCAGGUUGUCCUAACCUCUGAGCUUCACAAGAAGGUCGGGCUGCAGCUGGCCGACAACGUCAUCGCAGUACCCAAUGACAUGGAAAACGGAGCUCUCUGUCGUGGCAAAGACUAUCCGCCGCAGAUUCAGGUCAAGCCAGGUAACGCAGCAUACGUUGCCUUCACUUCCGGGUCCACAGGAAAACCGAAAGGGAUAGUUGUCGAACAUGGUUCGUUCUGUACCAAUGCGAUGGUCAGUUCUGAAGCGCAAAAUCUGAACGCGUCUUCCCGCGUGCUUCAAUUUGCCUCCUACGCCUUUGAUGUCAGCAUUCAUGAAACCCUAGUACCCCUCAUGCUUGGAGGAUGUGUAUGCAUUCCCUCAGCUGCCAACAGAGUCGAUUGUCUAGAAGAUACCAUUGUUCAGCUUCGGGUCAACUGGAUGGAGCUGACCCCAUCCGUCGCGCGACUCCUAAACCCCAAACAACUUCCCGCCGUCAAGACCCUAAUCGUGGGUGGCGAGUCCAUUUCACCCUCAGAGGUCAUCCGUUGGGCGCCAUAUCUCCGUCUAGCCGUUGCCUAUGGCCCUGCGGAAUGCACGGUGGUAUCGCUCGUGCAUCCCAACUUUACCAAAGAUGCUGAUCCCUUUUCCAUCGUUGGGCCUGUGGCGGUUCAGUUUGGGUCGUCGAACCUGAGGAUCACAACAAAUUGGUCCCUAUUGGUGCCGUGGGCGAAUUGGGCAGAGAACAGCCGAUUCUACAAGACUGGGGACCUGGUGCGCCAAAGGACUGACGGGAGUGUGUCCUUUCUAGGCCGCAAAGAUACUCAAGUCAAAUUGCGAGGGCAACGAAUUGAACUUGGGGAGAUCGAACACCAGGCUGCCGGAUUCUUUCCAGGUGCUGCAAUAGCUGUGGAGGUUGGCAAGCUUUAUCAUGGCCAUUCGAGUUUGGUUGUGUUUGUAGAGUGGGAUUCAUCAAAGCAAGAGAUAGGAUGCCAGGACGAAGACAGCUGUCGGGCGACUCAUAAUAAAGAUCGCCAUCAAUUCUGGCCGAGUGCGCUUCGAGCUAAAACAGGCCUUGCACAAAUACUCCCGCCUUACAUGGUCCCGGACUUGAUGGUGCCCUUGUGCGCCAUUCCUCUUUCCCCGACUGGUAAAGUGGACAGGAAGGCGUUGCGAUCCAUGAUUUCUCGCUGGUCUAGGGAAGAAGUCAAAAAGUACCAGCCUACAGCGCCUUUCAUAUCCUCCAAGGUAAGCCAUCACGAUCCUGCUGCGCCAGAGGCUACUCAGCAAAUGAUCGAUUGGGUUGCUCGUGUUCUAUCGCUCGAUGCGAGUGAUAUUAGUGAGCAUGAUGGCUUUUUUCAGCUUGGGGGUGAUUCAAUUUCCGCUAUGAUGCUCGCACAAGAAUCCGAGAGUAUACCAUCUCUGCAUUUCACCGUCGCGGAUAUCUUUCAAACCGUCAAUCUUUCUGAACUAGCACGGCGUGCCCAGACGAAAGCCCCAGAGGAAAAUUCCAGGGAUUUCGGCGUACCGAGACAUGUUCUACCGUUUUCGCUCUUGAGCCCAGAGAAGGUGGACGCCUAUAUCCAGAUUGCAGCGGAGCAAUGUAAUGUGGAUGAACCACAGAUUGAGGACAUAUACCCAUGCUCGCCGCUUCAGGCGCGCCUGAUGGCCAGAUCUGCCAAGCAGCCAGGCGCUUUCCAAGGGCGGUUCACUUUCCAAUUGUCCCCAGACCUCGACAGGGACCGACUAAGAUGGGCGUGGAAUCGCGCAGCGGGUUCUCUUCCGAUUUUGCGUACAAGAAUUAUUCAUGCAUGGCAACUAGGCGUCGAAAAUCCUCUUCAAGUUGUAGUCCGCGACAGGGACAUUGAGUGGAUUGAGGCAGAGACACAAAGCGAACGUAAGGCGGACAGAGCCAUGUCAUUUGGCUCCCCACUUGUUUAUCUGGUUGCUCUGCGUGCUAGGCUCAAUCCUACGUUAACUGUCGUCAUUCAUCACUCAUUGUUCGAUCUGGUCGUCUUCGAGCAGAUACUCAAGACGGUUGAAACUGCAUAUCAAGGAGAGGCUCUUUCCUCGCAAGCAUUCGCACCCUUUAUCAAGUAUCUCGGUGAUUUGAAUAUGUCCCAAGCGUUCGAUUUCUGGAAGAAGGAAUUUGUCGGUCUCAAUACAGUCCCGCUUCUUUCUAAGAAGAGUCCCGCGCGCUCGAAGCAUCCGUCUAUCAAUUGGACUCGCAGACGAUCUCGUCUUCCCAAUCCUAACCAGUUGGGAACCACAACGUCGUCGCUGAUUCGCCUAGCAUGGGCAAUGAUACUUUCUCAGUACACCGGUUCUUUGGACAUUGUGUUCGGCGUCACUGUCAUGGGCCGCAGCAUGCCUGGCACUGUUGACGUGAAGGGCCCUACCAUUGCUACUUAUCCUCUUCGAAUCACACUUCACGAUGCCCGUAGUGUCAGUGAGACAUUGAAAUGUAUUCAUAACCAGGCCGUGAGCCUUGCAUCCUUCGAGCAGACUGGGAUACAGCAAAUCAGACAAUCCAGCCGCGAGGCUGCCAUCGCUUGCGAGUUCCAGAGCAUGCUGAUUGUUCAACCACCGCUAGAAAAGACACCCAUGGCCAGGAAGAAUACGUUGCAGUUGAUGAUGCUGGAUGAGAUCAAAUCUUGGAAGCAUAAGUCGUAUGCCAGCUUCAGCACUCAAGCCCUGAGUGUCGUCUGUGAACCUGGAGCUGAUCAGUUGGAAACAACGGCAUAUUUCGACCGAAAUGUCUUAUCCUCACACCAGGUCACAGACAUGCUGAGAGGCAUGAAUCGUAUACUUCGCCUUCUUGUACGAUAUCCUGAGGCCCCACUACGGAGGAUCCUCAAGAAAACUCUACCAACAUGCGAUUAUACUCACAGCUGUCACGAAAGUGUCUCCUUGGCUCGUCUGGAAAAAGCAGCUGGUGAAUACCUCGGACCCGGCAUCCCUGUAAUUGCGGACUGGAUUACACCACGGGGAUCUUAUAUUCCUGAUCUCGCACUUUUCGUGGGAGUUGUGAGCUCAGAUUCAUUGUCAAACAACGGUUCAGUCCUGGCAAAAGUAGAAGAGCCGCUGCGUGCUCGUCUAAUUCAGCUCAUGCGUGAGCUACAGCAGAGGUUCAUUGGGAAAAUUGAGCGUUUUUGUUGUGUUCCGGUGUCCCUUCGAUAUAAGCCAUCUGUGACACGCCUUCUCCUCGAUCGAGCUGGUGCACGAGAGGCUGCCUCUAAGCUCACCUGGUCAGGCUUAAUCUCAUGGCAGUCUUCGCCGGAUUCCAUAGCAGGCGACGUCUUGCUGCCCGUCGAGGUGAAAUUGAGACACGCAUUAGCGACAGUACUACAGCUGAAGGCUAGCGAGAUUCCUAUCGAAGAUGAUUUGGUUUCCCUUGGUUGUGAUUCCCUUGUCGCCAUGCAAUUCGCUGCCCAGUGCAACUUAGAUGGCAUCCAGGUGGCGGUUGCGGAUAUCUUUCAGGCCCCGACGCUCAGAUCCCUAGCUUCGAUGGUCAAGGGCCGCCCAGUGCAGGGUUUUCCAUUGACGGCACUGGCAAAAUUUUCUUUAUUGGAGUCGAUAUAUGAAAGCCAAACGUCCUUUGAGCAAGACAUAUCUACGACCAUCAUUAGUGGAGCGCUUGGAAAGGCAAUCGAAGAUGCAUUUCCGUGCACCUCAUCACAUCUGGGACUUCUUUCUCAACUGGGCAGUUGCCAAUCACAUACGAUCUGGGAGGUAGAGGAUUGUGAUGAGCGGAUCAACCCCACGCAUCUAGCCGAAUCUUGGUUGAAGCUUGUUGAGCACCAUGCAGCACUGCGGACCCUCUUGCUUCCAAGCCGGUCGAAACCAGCACAGAUGUUCCAUGUCGUGCUUAAGGAGUCCUUCGAUGCUGUCGAGGUUUUGACCAAAAUAGACAAUGCCAGUAUGUUGGAGAUAGCAGGGCGGCCUCGUCUAUCGAGCUGCAGCCAAGAAGGAAUUCCGUACAAGUUCACAGUCUUUCAGAGCACAAGUGGGAGGGUUCUCUGCAAGCUCGAGGGAAGGUAUGCCUUUCUCGAUGCGACCUCAGUCAUUAUGCUCUUGACAGAUCUUCGAAGGUCUCUACAAGGUGUUCCGCUCGCGGAUGUAACGGCAUGUCCCUACUCUUCAUGGGUAUCGUAUCAGCAAAUUUGGGCCAAGGACCCCUCACAUCUGCAUUUCUGGGACCAGUAUCUGGCCAAUCUUCAGCCAUGUAUGCUGGCCGGUAUGCUUGCGCAUGACAGCAACGGGCCGCUUUCACAAAGCCAGAAUCACGAGAGGAAGGUUGCUGGAAGGGGAUGUCGUCGACAGAUGCGAUCCCACCACCAAACGCUUUUUCAGGACACCCGCACCCUGCGCGAAUGGUCUGACCAAAGGGGAAUAACAAUCACCAACGUGAUACAAGUUGCUUGGGCGCUUGUGCUCAGCGAACAAACGGGCCGAAACGACGUCUGCUUUGGGGCUCUAGUCUCCGGUCGGGAUGCACCCGUACCUCAGAUUGGCCACAUGGUGGGCUCGUUCUUCAACGUCCUCGCCUGUCGCAUUACAUUGCAAUCAGGCCCCGAUCAUCAUGUUCUCAACCAUGUCCUGCAGGCUAAUCACCGAUCACUGGGGGAGCGCGCGUCCCACCAAUUCUGUUCAUUGAGCGAAGUCACACGCCGGGUUCUUGGUGGAAAGGAGUCCGGAGCGCCCUCGUCCCUGUUCAACACCUGCCUGUCGGUUGAGCAGCCGCUUACCGAUCUGUCCGGGUCGAUAGAUAGCUUUUUCAGGGUGCUGGAAACAGUUGAAGAGACUGAGUAUGACAUCGUUAUCGCUGCCACGGUGCUCUCUGACCGAAUCGAAGCUCAUUUGAUGUUCUGGGAUAGCUUCUGCGAUGCCGCGCUUGCUGCAGACCUUGGAGAGGCUUUAGCUCGGGUAGUUGAGCGGAUUAUGGUUUGUGAUGGGAUGGAGGUUGGUGCUUAGCAUUUGAGUGAAUGACAAUGAAUCAAGGGGUGCUGUCGAGGUCGCUUCACAGGUCGAG